CUCUUCCGUACUAAAUCUACUCUAUUUAGCAAAAUGAAUCGAUAGCAUAUAGCUUGGAUAACGCAAAGAAGAAAAUUCAACGUCUCCGGAGGGAAAAGAGCAUGCUAUUGGAUACCAUAUCUCGCUAUUCAGAAUUCGCAAGUUCUUCGCCCGAAGCGAGCGAUUCUUAUAGUGAUCAUUCUAUGAGUGACGUUGAAGAUGUACCGCAAGUGCCUGUCAAUAAGCCACAAAUAACUCCUUCCAAUACCUCUGCAGUCGUCCGUCAAUCCAGUCAUGCUUUGGAAACACCUCAAGCGAUGUCAUCAACCUCUAGACCUGUGCCAUCCUCUGCAAAACCGAAGCGCAUGCGCAAGGGGCCAGUGACUGUCAAAGUUCGUAGAAUACAACCUUUGGAACGGGAUCCGAUAACAAACGACUACAAAUUACCCGCAAGGAUCGGUAUUCUGACCGUGCACGCUCUUGGGCAUAUUGUAUGGCAGUACGACACUUAUCACAAUGAUCGGUACAUCUGGCCGGUUGGUUUCUGCGUAAGCAGAACCUACCUCAGCAUGUCGAACCGUGACGUUAAUACCAAUUAUGUGUGUAGUAUUCUCGAUGGCGGUGAGACUGGUCCCAAGUAUCAUGUCGUGGCCGAUGACGCUCCAAACGAUCCCAUCAUCGCGAAUUCCGCCACAGGAGCCUGGACUGUCAUUGUUAGAAGAGCAAAUGAGAUCCGAGAAAGAGAACAUUCUAAUUCAGCUUCUGGCCCAGAUUAUUACGGAUUGACACAUCCAACCAUAGCCAAGAUGAUCCAAGAUCUCCCAAAUGCGGACAAGUGCAGGAAUUAUGUAUGGCAGGAAUUUGAAGUCAUGCAAGAACGCACUGCCGCAGGUGUUGCUGCUGCUGCCCAAAAGAAACUGGAAAAUCUAGUCAAGAUGGGCUCAGCCAACAAAAAACCUCCAGGCUCAGCGCCAGGAAGAACUAGAAAGCCAAAAUAUCCCAAAGCUGGUCAACAAGUGCAAGGCCAUAGCCCAGAAGACUUCCCCAGAUCAAAUGAGGGCUCGCAAACUCCUAUGGAUGAAGCCAAGAUGGACUCCGUCGACAUGAUUGAAUCACCUUUGCAUCCAAAUCAUUCUCCUACUGACUAUGCCGCCAUCAAAGUCGCCGACUUGCAGGUUCCUGACAACCACGCUGCAGCCAAUUAGACUCUAUACGCCUGGAGACGGUGUCUCGCGCUCCCCUUGUGCGCUUGGAUCCACUGAUCCCACCCACACCCUUUGCCUUUUUCUUCACGUUUGCUUUUUUUGCUUUUUUCUCAUUCAUCAUUGUGCACUGUUUAUACGCUGGCAUUGUUUAAAGUAUGGCCAAUUUUCUGGUUGUGGUAUUUGUAGAAGACUUGUUUGACUGUUUUACCUUGUUUUCGUUCGUUUUUCUCACUUCAUAUGGCGCACAUUCCCCCCACCACUUUUUUUUUUUUAAAGCCCCAUCUAUGCUCGUUUACGUUUGCAUAGAUUGCAGGAUUCAUACCGCUUUUCAACGUUCUAUCAUGCAAUUCAAAUUGUCUCGAUAGGAAAUACUCAUCGUCUUUUCUUUUCACCAAUGCAAAAAUAAAGAAAUAACAACGGAAACUUUUACCUAAAGCUAUAUAGAAAACAUAAGGCAAAUUUCAACUCAACUAUACGUUGUAUGUUCAGGUCAGUGUG
Molecule: messenger RNA, 1682 nt
Organism: Umbelopsis ramanniana AG
Lineage: Eukaryota; Fungi; Mucoromycota; Umbelopsidomycetes; Umbelopsidales; Umbelopsidaceae
Exons: 6
Coding region: 102-1184 (360 amino acids)
Biological process (GO): regulation of cell cycle
Cellular component (GO): nucleus
Source: RefSeq, a predicted model, not a curated record